Molecule: messenger RNA, 2229 nt
Organism: Clonostachys byssicola
Lineage: Eukaryota; Fungi; Ascomycota; Sordariomycetes; Hypocreales; Bionectriaceae
Source: the annotation of a GenBank genome assembly
AUGCAGCCCUCCGCAGCCAACCUCUCGCCGGUUGAGGCUGGCCAGGCGUCGCGGCCGAUGUCUGCCUCGGAAGAACAGGAGGAUUCUCGCUCGACCUCCUCCACCACCAACUCCCCCGUCCCUGCCGAUAACGAGGAAUCCGACUUCUUCCUCAAUAACAACGACUCAGAGUCAUCCAUCGGCGUUCAUAAUUUCCAGGAUAUGGCCGUUGAUGAUUCGUGUUGGCCGCCCGUAAACCAACUGCCGAACGAGAUUCUCAUCAGCAUUUUUGCCAAGCUGACCUCACCCAACGAUUUGUUCUCGUGUAUGCGUGUCUGUAAACGAUGGGCUAGAAACGCUGUCGAUAUUUUAUGGCAUCGCCCUGCAUGCACAAAUUGGAAGAAUCACAACAGCAUUUGCCAAACCCUCAGCUUCGAAAAGCCCUUCUUCAACUACGCCGAUUUCGUCAAGCGUCUCAACCUUGCUGCUCUCGCAGAUAAAGUCAACGAUGGCAGCGUCCUUCCUCUGGCUGUUUGUACCCGUGUUGAGCGCUUGACUCUCACGGCCUGCCGGAAUUUGACCGAUUCCGGCCUGAUCGCUUUAGUCCAGAACAGCUCAGCUCUACUCGCCCUCGACAUCUCGAGCGACACCCACAUCACUGAGGAGUCCAUAAAUGCCAUCGCCGACAAUUGUAAGCGCCUUCAGGGCCUCAACGUUUCUGGUUGCACAAAUAUUUCGAAUGAAAGCAUGAUCAACCUUGCAAAGAACUGCAAGUACAUCAAGAGACUCAAAUUGAACGAGUGCACUCAGCUUCGCGAUGAUGCUAUACUUGCAUUUGCUGCCAACUGCCCCAACAUUCUCGAGAUCGAUUUGCAGCAGUGUGCGGCCAUCGGGAACAGCCCGGUCACGUCCCUCUUGACCCAUGGCAACUGCCUCAGAGAAUUGCGGCUGGCCAACUGCGAAAUGAUUGACGACAAUGCGUUCCUUUAUCUGCCAAAGGACCGAGUAUUUGAGCACCUGCGAAUUCUUGACCUUACAUCGUGCCUGCGUCUUACAGAUCACGCGGUAUCAAAGAUUAUCGAUGCUGCUCCACGCCUUCGCAAUCUCAUCUUGGCAAAGUGUCGCCUGAUUACCGAUGAAGCCGUGUUUGCCAUUGCGAAAUUGGGCAAGAACCUUCAUUACAUUCAUCUUGGCCACUGUGGGUUGAUCACGGACGAGGGAGUCAAGCGAUUAGCGCACAAAUGCAACCGGAUUCGUUAUAUUGACUUGGGUUGCUGUACUCGUCUCACAGACGACUCGGUGAAGCGCCUUGCUUUGCUCCCUAAGCUCAAGAGAAUUGGGUUGGUGAAAUGCAACUCGAUCACAGACGAUUCUGUGAAUGCUCUUGCUGGGGCUGCCUACCGACCUGUCCUACGCCGAGAUGCUAACGGUGUGCUGGUUCAUGGCGAGUACUACACACCAAGUCUGGAGCGUGUGCACCUCAGCUAUUGUGUAAACUUGACCCUCAAGAGCAUCAUCCGGUUGCUCAACUCUUGCCCUAGGUUAACACAUCUGAGCUUGACUGGCGUUGCUGCAUUUCAGCGCGAUGAAUUCCAGCCUUUUUGCAGACCAGCUCCUCAGGAGUUCACCCAACAUCAACGAAACGUUUUCUGUGUAUUCUCCGGUAACAUGGUAUCGGACUUCCGCCGUUUUCUGAACACGGCCCCUCAGUUUGAGGAACUUCGAAACAGCUUGCAGCCUGUAGCAGACCGACUCCGAACCACCCGGGUACGGCGGCAUCUUACACCCAACGGCGUGCAACCUGAAGGCGAGGCGUUUGAUGAGGACCUUGCAGACGAUGACAACGACUUCGAAGGCUUGGAUGCUAACGAGAUGGUCAUUGAUUUGCAUACAGCACCAGUGACUACUACCGAAGAGUUCGCGUUGCCACCACUACAACCACGACGCCCGCCUCACGUCCAGCCAGACCAUGCCGGCGCAGCUGACUCUGGUAGUGCAGAUCCUGCCAAUGAGGACCAGCCCAGGCCCCAAGCAUUUUCAAGCUUUCUGAAUAGCCAGCAGGCGGUUGGAUCGCCGCCUCUUAGUGCCUAUGGAUCGACGCAAGCCAGCGUGGCAAACGUGCGAAGUCAAACAGAAGGGGAAUCCUCGAGCCGGAACAUCACACCAACCGGAGGCGCGAGUACAGCACCAAUGCAUGGCCAGUCUCCGGCCCAAAACAGGGCAGAGGAUGAAGAUAUGGCUGCUGACUAG